Scatophagus argus is the source of this 7204-nucleotide messenger RNA. It is a transcript of the gene cdkl5, whose product is annotated as cyclin-dependent kinase-like 5. Gene Ontology annotation, molecular function: protein kinase activity; ATP binding. The transcript is spliced from 21 exons. NCBI's taxonomy places the organism in Eukaryota, Metazoa, Chordata, Actinopteri, Scatophagidae. Gene Ontology annotation, cellular component: dendrite cytoplasm; nucleus. The record is from RefSeq and is a predicted model, not a curated record. Gene Ontology annotation, biological process: regulation of dendrite development; protein phosphorylation; positive regulation of axon extension. The coding region runs from base 830 to 4273 and encodes 1147 amino acids.
CACACACUGACGGUGUGAAAUCAUUGGAGGGUGAUUAUGAUCAGGCAUAUUUAAGAUAUUUAAAUAUAUAUAUGGGCUGGAUUCCGUUUCAGUCCCAAAGUUUUAUUCUAUCACAGCCCAUUGGAUGCAAAAACCACUGCUGGAACGCGCAGACGUCCGCGUUUCGAUUGGCUGUCCGCAGUGUCGCUCAGAGGAAUGACGAUUUUGCUGCUAUAACCAGCUGAUGCUGAGGCAAUGAACACGGAGCCUCUGAAGAACUGUUGACGGUACAUGGAUACCCCGUCAUCGGCGUUAUGUCUGCGGAUUCGGUCUCAUCUCCAUCCAGAGGUUGAGUGAGUAGGAUAUUUGAUCGUGUCACGACGCGCGGUGCUCGGGCUUUCUCCCCCCCAUCCUGUCGCUCCACAUGAUGUUUCCUCGUCUUCCCACAUCAUCAUUUUCAUGGACAUGAUCCUGUGCGCUUCACUGAUUGAGCUUUCUCACCUCACACAGGCGGCACAUAACAUCUGCAGGUACGACCAUGUGGAUAGAAGUACGAAACAAACCACCUCAAGACAUGGAAUAGAGGGAAUUCAGAGACAACUCGAGUCAAAUAAAUAGAAGAAACUGUCAUUUGAAAAAAGAAAAACGUACGGCUGGAAGAGAGCUGUAGAGGAAGAGAUCCACACAGAAGUAAAAGGGGAGUGAAGAUGGGGUGUGGUCAGAUCCUUGCCAGCUUUCACCUGAACUCUACGGUUCACUGUGUCAGCCGCCGGUCAAAGCAGGAGUCUCCUCGCUAAAGCUUGAGCGGCUCAUUUCACCUGCUUGAGGAGCCCCCACCCUCGGUGAUGUGAUGAAUAAGUUUGAAGUCCUUGGCAUUGUGGGAGAAGGAGCAUAUGGAGUGGUGCUUAAGUGCAGGCAUAAGGACACCAAUGAGCUGGUGGCCAUUAAGAAGUUCAAAGACAGUGAAGAAAAUGAGGAGGUCAAGGAGACGACGCUUCGGGAGCUGAAGAUGCUUCGGACACUGAAGCAGGACAACAUCGUCGAACUGAAGGAGGCUUUUCGCAGGAGGGGGAAACUCUAUCUCGUCUUUGAAUAUGUUGAGAGGAACAUGCUGGAGCUCUUAGAGGAAAUGCCCACUGGUGCUCCGCCUGAUAAAGUCCGCAGCUACAUCUACCAGCUCAUAAAAGCUAUCAACUGGUGUCAUAAGAAUGAGAUAGUACACAGAGACAUCAAGCCGGAGAACCUCCUCAUCAGCUCUGAGGAUGUUCUCAAACUCUGUGACUUUGGUUUUGCUCGUAACCUGUCUGAAGGAACAGAUGCCAAUUACACCGAAUAUGUGGCUACAAGGUGGUACCGCUCGCCUGAGCUGCUGCUGGGGGCUCCCUAUGGAAAGGCAGUGGACAUGUGGUCGGUGGGGUGUAUCCUCGGGGAGUUGAGUGAUGGACAGCCCUUGUUUCCAGGGGAAAGUGAGAUAGAUCAGCUCUUCACCAUUCAGAAGGUUUUGGGGCCGCUUCCUGCAGAACAGAUGAAACUCUUCUAUAAUAACCCUCGCUUUCAUGGAAUCAGGUUUCCCUCUGUUACUCAUCCUCAGACUUUGGAGAGAAGGUACCAAGGCAUCUUGAGUGGUUUGAUGUUGGAUCUGAUGAAGAACCUUUUGCUGCUAAACCCCACUGAGCGCUACCUGACAGAGCAGAGUUUGAACCAUCCGGCCUUCCAGCCUCUGAGGCAGGCCGAGAGAGAGCGGCCUCCUCCUGCAUCUCCCAACCCACCGCGCUCCUCCAAGAGGAAAACACACCAUCACGGAGAGAACACAGUUCCUACAAGGAGUCACACUAAAAGCACGAGCCGUCGCUCCAACAGUAAAGAAUGUUCCAGCCUGCCUCGACAUGGUGACCUCCAUCACCUCAGCAGCAAGAGUUUCCUUAAUGGUAACAAACAGCCUCCAUCCAGUUUAAGUCCUACACUCCACCCCAAGGGCCAGUACAUGUCCCAGACCCUCAAUCGCUCUGCCUCAUCUAGCAAAGACCUGGCAAACAACAACCUGCCGCACCUCCUCAGUCCCAAAGAAGCCAAAGGCAAGACAGAGUUUGAUUUCAGCUUGGGACCCUCCCCAAAGCUGCCAGACCAGGGACACGGGGUGAAGUACAGCCACAGCAAACCCAGCUCCUCUCGCUCUCAGCAGCAACAGCAGCAGCAGCAGCAGCAACAGCAGCAGCAGCAGGCUGUCCGCCACACCUUUCUGGAAAACAAGACCAACACGCUGCAGUCAGCAGAGAAACAACAUGGCCGGCACGCCCACAGCAUGGCUGACUCUGCUCACGGGUCCAUGUCCUCCUCCUCUAAGAGUUCUGCCUCUUAUCUCAGCCUGUCUAAGAGCCACAGCGCGCUGAGUGAUGCCAAAUCUGUAGGGAACCUCAGCGACGGUCGACUCCACCCAGAUGACCCAAACGCUAACACGACAGCAGGGGUGGGACCCAGUGCCCGCUUCUUCCCUGCCAGCUGUUUAGAUCUAAACGCCCCUUCAGGUCCUCCGGGGCCGCCUGGCAGCCCCUCUGCUCGACACAGCGAUCGAUCUGGGCACAGUCCUGCCUCUCGUAGCAGCGGCAACGUCCGCAUGGAGAGCAGCACACUGGACUCCUCGUCCAGACACAAAUCCAGACAUAAAUCUUUAGCACCAGAAGAGGCCGGAGCUCCAGAGCUCUUAGACCCAGGAGGAGCAGGGAUGCCCUCCACUCACACUCUGCCUUCUCCACAUGAGUCAUAUCAUUAUGGCCUGGGCUAUACCUCCCCCUUCUCCUCUCAGCAACGGCCUCAGCGCCACUCCAUGUAUGUGAGGAGGGAGCGCCACAGACCACACGGAGUCGAGGGUGGGAUGGCCGGCUUGCCAGCACCGGGGCAGGCAAUACCAACACGUGCCAGUAGCCUGCAACUCCUCUCUCCUCAGCUGCAGCACCGGACCACCCUCACCGGACACUCAGUGAGCUCCUCAAGAGAGGACUGCACCGAUGACAUGACGAGGAGUGAACAGUCCCCUAAAGACAUGAGCCACCCUUGUGCCCCCGUCAAAGACUCUACGAGGGACAACACAGCUGCUUUUCAUACACAGCGCUCUAAAAAUGAGGUCGGCAUGUAUCACGACCCUCAUGGUGAGGACGGAGGUUCCUCCAAGGAAAACCGGAUGAUCUUCACUGAGUCCAUGCCUCGGAGAGUAGGCAGCUUUUACCGAGUCCCCUCCCCCAGACCAGAUAACUCCUCCUCUUUCCAUGACGGCGUCGGACAGGGUCGAGGACCAGUCGUACCUGUUGUAGCCAUAGAUCCCGUUGCCAUGGCCAACCACUCCAAACGGCAGACGGCUUUUGACUGGACCGCCGCAGAAGCAAUGGUCAUGAAUCCUCCAGAGCCCGCCAAAGAGAAGGAGAAACAGGGUUUCUUCAGAGCCAUUAAAAAGAAAAAGAAGAAGACACAAAUAACGGACAUGGAGGACGGGAGGAACCCCAGCAUCAAGAAAAGCCUUUUCCCCCUCUUUAGCUCUAAGAAUAGCUUAAAGCACAACUCAGCUGUCAAAGUCCUACCUGUAGUCGCCUCGCCCAUGGUACAACACCAGCCUCCCGCGCCCUACCCUGCCUCACCAGUUCCUGGUAACGGACAAGAACACCUGUCCCUGCAGAGGAGCUCCAAGUCGUCCUCUCACCACAGCAGCCGACGGAAAAACCGUGAGCGGUCCCGAGACAGAGACCGGGAACGGGAACAGAGCCGGGACCGAGACAGAGAGAGGGAGAGAGAAAGAGAGAGAGAGAGGGAGCGAGAGAGGGAAAGAGGGAGGGAGAGAGAGAGAGUCAGUGACUGGCCGCCAGACAAACCAGUGGACUCACAUUCUCAGAGUCAACCACUCAAGUCACUCCGCAGGCUCCUUCACCUCUCCCCUUCUUCCUCGAAUCAAGGACAGCCUCCUCCUCCUCAGCCUCCUCCUCAAGACCUGCGCUUCCAAGCCCCCCUGCCCAACCCUCCUCAGCCCUCCUCCAAAGCGAGCUACUCCGAGGCUCGAGGGCAUGCCGACAGCAGGGGUCACGCCGGGGUGAGCAGCUCCACCCAGGCUAAGAGCCGCAAGGCCAGCUACCCCCUCCCUGGACAGAUCGAGUCCAGCUGGCACGUGUCUGCAUUACAGCGAGCAGAGGGCGCUCAGUUCACCCCAGAACAGCUGGGCAUCAAACCGGGGCAAAACGGACCCACCUUUACCCGAGCCUCCCGCACCAGGAUGCCAAACCUCAACGACCUGAAGGAGACCGCGCUGUAAACCCCACCCAAACGACACCACCUCCAAUAUGUGUCCAUCCUGGAAGCAUCUGCCAGAUGCAGAUAUCAUGGUACUGUAGUACAAGUUUACAUGAAAGCUUACUUCACUGGAUUAACUCCUCAUUCAGAAACAUUUUUUUGUUUGUUUGUUUGUUUGCUGUUGCUCAUGUUUCUGAAAUCUACAAAGACUAGACAUUGACAGGCCAAUCACAAUACAGUAACAGUGUGGUUUAGAGAUUCAAGGACAGGACAGGACAGGGACCGCUCCUUCGUGGGAUGUCAGUACUGUAUCAGUUUUAUGUCGUUGGCUCUCUCUUAAACAAGAUCAGGACAUCAGAACGAGCUGAUCUUUCCUGUCAAGGAGACACUGCCCAUGUGGCCUCUCUGCUGCCAUCUUCUGCUCACAGGACACUACAGCAACACAUCUGACAGCCGGUGGCCAAUAAACUAAUGUUUUUCAAGCUCCGAUAUUUGAUAAGAACGGAAAAAAAUUUAAAAAAGAUUUAUAUAAACAUUAUUUAUUAAAUAUUUAUUUGUUUUAAAUUCAAGGAUAUAAGCUAUAAAUGACACAGUAUGUAGGCUAUAUGGGAAUAUUAUAAGGAAAUAUAGAAUUAAAUGUGUAACUGCAAGAGCUUUAGUUUCGACACAAAGAAAUGCAUAGAUAUUUACAUGUUGAUAAUACAAUAUGUCACAUGGAAUAUUUAAUAAUGGUGAAUGUCGUUUUUUGUUCUGUUUGGUAUGUUAUUAAUAGCUUUUGACAUUAGAUCACGUUAUUUUUAACCUUUUUUUCCCUGUUUCAUCAAAAUGUAAAGAAAUAUUGAUAAUACGUGUUGCCUAAAGGGGAUUGGGGUCUACAAUAUUACAUCUUGUGCAAAUCAUAAUAUCAGUUUUAAAGUUUUGUGACAAGUGGGGCUUUUUGUCAAUAGGGUUUGGUAGCAGAACAGCCAGAGUGCGACUGUUAGGUUCUGUACUUUACAUCCAGUGACUGUCACUCCACUUUACGUCCCACACUUGGUGUCAAUAUUUUUUAAAAAAGUGAAGCCCUAAUUUCAGUCUCUCAGUUAAUUUUUCAGCGAUGACAGCUUUCCAGCGCCGUGCUGCCAUGUUGGUUUUGUCUACAGCCUUAACAGCAAGUGAUGGACGUCAAUACUUUGGUGCCAGUUGGCGUGAAAGACAACGUCGAAGUGGUCAAGAUGAUAUAAGGGCAUUCAUUCUGCAACAAAAGGCAUACCUCUCCUUCAAUCUCCUAUAGGUUAAAUGUGGAUGUAUUUUACUUUGUCUUAAUGUCAACAAAUCCAAUGAAAAGCCCAGAACCAACCAUGAACUGAGCCUACGAACAUAUGUUGUCUGUGUAUCCUAAACCUGACAUACACAGCUUACAGCUCCGUGACCUAGUUGUUCAGAAGCUAAUAAAAGCACAUCAGUGAGCCACUUUACCGUGAACAUGCGCGCUGUAGUUUUCUAGUCUUCAACAAAUGCACCAUCUACUCCUGUUUUGGUAGUAUUUACUCUUAACUACAGUGCCCAGUAGUUAGGUAUGUAAGUAAGGUAUGAUUUAUAAACUUUAGAAGACUAACUAGAAUCAAAGUAUUUUCUGACUAAAAUUAAACUACAUCUGUUUUGUUUUUGAAGAUAUACAUCUUCAGUAGGAUCACACUGGUCUUGGGACUGAUUGCCACCGACAGGCUGAGGUAAUCAGAGGCCAUGUAGUGGGGGUGCCAAUGCAGGGGUUUCUGGCAAAGCACUGCAUGAUCAUGAUCAUCAAUGCAUGAUGAUGAUGAUGUCACUCAAGCACACAUUACUGGUAGAUUACAUGUUGUGUGUAACGUUAACGCUGUAUUCCUUCUGUUUAGCUCACAAUUGGCAUGAUGAAAGCUAAAACAGCCGCCGCAGUGAUAACUUUUCAUGGGAUUUGUUGUCAAUAAGAAAUACAUGGACAGACAGAUUUUUAUGCUUCACUGCGAGUUUGCAUUUUUCCGUGUGCUUUCUAGAAGCUUGUGUCACAGUUUUCGUAAAUUCCUUCCAUAAAUGUGAAUUUGGUUUUGCUGCUUCAUUCUCAUUACAACUUUUAUUUUUGAUGUCAACAGUCAUAAUCAGGGAUGAUUUACCCAAUUAGGGUAUUCACAAAAGCAUUUACUUGUUGUUCACUGAGUUGUAUACAACAAUACACUAUUUGUGGCCUGGGCAACAUAUACAGCAUAGUUUCUCUUUUCAGUAUAACUUUUAUCCGUCAUUCCUUCCUCUUCUUCUGUGGUUUGAAGUGAAAAGAAAAGUUUGAUAUCACAGAAGGGGGGAACUAAAGGGGGGAAAAAGCUGGAUGCAUUUGUGCAAAAUUAGACAACCUUCUGUGGACUAAAGAGAAAGAGAGUUUGGGAGAAUUUUAUGUUUUCUUUCUCGUCUGUCGAAAAGAUGAAAGUACUCAAGUGAAAACAAAGGGCAAAAAAAAAAGAAAAGGAAUGAACCAAUUGACUACAUGGCUGACUGAAAGCAAUAAUAUACAGAAAGAGACUCAGACAUGAUGCAGAUUGUACUUGCUAAAUAAGUGGCUAUUUAGAUUGGAGCCAAAUAUAGCACGAAAAAAUGAUUUCCAGGAGACUGUGAUUAAAGCAAAGUGUCCAUAAUAUCAAGGCAUCACUCUGCAAUACAUUUCUUGUUUUCAAUUUGUCCUCGACUGUAAACGAGGACAUGUAAAACUGCCCCACGUCACGUGUUACAGAAAGUCCUGAUUGCUAAUGAUUGUAAGUGACUGUUGACUUUGUCUAUAUCAGUGGCUUUCAAAGCAGGAUCCGGAGACCCCCAGGGGGGCCUUGAGGGGGUUUCUAGGGGUCCCCAGCAAAAUGGGGGAAAAAAAUGUAUUUUCAAUGUAAUAACAUAAGUAACACAAUGGCAGAAUGUAGGACUACUGUGGUAACAAAACACCUGAAAGCAAACU